Scaptodrosophila lebanonensis is the source of this 2385-nucleotide messenger RNA. It is a transcript of the gene Snx27, whose product is annotated as sorting nexin-27. Bases 394 to 1920 code for a protein of 508 amino acids. NCBI's taxonomy places the organism in Eukaryota, Metazoa, Arthropoda, Insecta, Diptera, Drosophilidae. Gene Ontology annotation, cellular component: early endosome. The record is from RefSeq and is a predicted model, not a curated record. The transcript has 7 exons. Gene Ontology annotation, molecular function: protein binding; phosphatidylinositol-3-phosphate binding. Gene Ontology annotation, biological process: signal transduction; intracellular protein transport.
AGCUUGGGGCAAGAAGUUAAAAGUAAAUUAAAAUAAAAAGUGCUGUUAAUUAACACUUGUCGUCGGCAUUGCAUUGCAAGAAAACACGGCUUAAUCCAUAGUGCGCUCUGCAAUAAUUUUAUUUAUUUAUUUUUUUGAACACCACUGCGGAAGCAAAAAGUAAAAGUGCUGCUUCUCCUGCCAUAUUAAUUCAUGGGUGUUGGUGUGUGUGUGCGCGCGCGAAUGUUUGAGUGUGCAAAGAAUUUGCAAAUAGUAUAAAAAAUUACGCAAAAAGAAACAAAAAGCGGCUCGUAUUAUACUACAGCAGCGGCAACAACAACAUUAGUUUGCGUUUCGUAGUCGUCGACGCAGCGGCGACAGCGACAGCGAAAGAGACUGCGAACCACCGGCGCAAUGAGCAGCAUCAUUGGGGAGAGCAAUGGCAGCAGCGGCACCACCAUCACAGCGUCCGCCAAUGGGCCGCGCGUGGUGACCAUCUAUAAGACGGAAACGGGCUUUGGUUUCAAUGUGCGCGGACAGGUGUCUGAAGGCGGCCAGCUGCGCUCCAUCAACGGCGAGCUCUACGCCCCGCUCCAGCAUGUCAGCGCAGUGCUCGAAAAUGGCGCUGCCGAGAAGGCGGGGAUCAAGAAGGGCGAUCGCAUACUGGAGGUAAAUGGGGUGAGCGUGGAGGGUGCAACACAUAAACAGGUCGUGGAUCUAAUAAAAUCCGGUGGUGAUUGCCUCACUCUGACGGUCAUAUCUGUGACACAACAGGAAGCGGAUAGACUGGAGCCGCAGGAAGAUCAAAGCGGCUACUCCUACAUCGACUACUCAGACAAACGCUCCUUACCCAUUAGCAUACCGGACUACAGCAUAGUGAAUCGGAAUGGGGAACGCUACAUUGUCUUUAAUAUACAUAUGGCCGGACGACAGCUGUGCUCGCGUCGCUAUCGGGAAUUCGCCAAUCUGCACUCGCUGCUGCGCAAGGAGUUCUCCGGUUUCAAUUUCCCAAAGCUGCCCGGCAAGUGGCCCUUUCAGCUGAGCGAACAGCAGCUGGACACGCGUCGACGCGGCCUCGAACAGUACCUGGAAAAGGUUUGUGCAGUCCGAGUGAUUGCCGAGAGCGAUGCUGUGCAGGACUUUCUCACCGACACCGAAGACGACAUUUCCGCCUCGCCGGUAGACAUUAAGGUUAUGCUGCCCGAUCACGAGGUUAGCACAGUCUCAGUUAAGAAGUCCUCAAAUGCCCAGGUGGUCUGGGAGAUUUUGGUGCAGCGCGCCAAUCUGACCGCGUACACGCAGCAAUAUUUCUACUUGUUCGAGAUUGUCGAAUACAACUUUGAGAGGAAGCUGCAGCCGCACGAGAUUCCGCAUCAGCUGUAUGUGCAGAACUACAGUACGGCCUCAUCGACGUGUCUGUGCGUUCGACGUUGGCUCUUCUCCGUAAGCAAGGAGCUGACUUUGCCCGAUGGCGAGCAGGCGGGUCGCUUUAUAUUCUACCAGGCCGUCGAUGAGGUUAACCGUGGCAACAUACGCGCCGAUGGACGACUUUACGAGCUGAAGGCGCUGCAGGAUGCUAAAAAGGCUGGCGAUUAUUUGGCGCUGGCGCGUACAUUACCCGGCUAUGGCGACGUUGUCUUUCCGCAUUGCUCAUGUGAUAGCCGCAAGGAGGGUCAUGUGGUGCCUGCCGUGGGCAUGAAAAGUUUUCGCUUGCACGCUUGCCGCGAGGAUGGCUCGCUGGAGGCGCAAAUGGUCGAGCUAACCUGGGACAGCAUCACAAGCUGGGAGAGCGACGAGGAGUCCAUGUCGUUUUGCUUUCAGUACAAUCGUCCAGAAAAGCCCGCUCGUUGGGUCAAAGUCUAUACGCCAUAUCACGCAUUCCUAGCGGAUUGUUUCGAUCGCAUUAUGGAGGAGCGCAAAUGGGAUGACAGUGGUGACUAGAAAAAGGAGGGGAGCAGAGCAAUCCACAGGCACACACACGCAUAUACAUACCCACACCCUCAUGGCUACAUGGCGAACCCGACACUGCAAAUUGGCUUAAAGCCUUAGGUGUUAACUUGGGUUUGCCAACCGCCAUACACACACACACAUCGGACAUAUUCACCCACAAACUAGCGCGAAUUGACAGCAGCAAAUUCACAAAUUAUGCUUAUGCAUUGCCAUCAUCAUCAUCCCCCAACAUCAUCCGCCAUCCGCACCCCCGGCCACAACCAUUUUCUUAUUGUUUGUUCCAUUUUUGUAUGCCAUAUUUUGUUAUUGUAAAAUUGAGUUCACUUCGUAUGUUUGUUUGUACUCGUAUGUAUGUGUAUGCAAAUGGCAGGCACAUUAAUGCAGAGCUUAAUCGAUAUGUAGUAAUUGUAUCUAUAGAUUAGUUUUUCAUGCAUUAAACGCCAACAUGUUAUUGUA